AUAAAUUCGCUGUACAUUUAAAACAUUGAAUUCGUUAUAAAAUUUUUACAGCAUAUUUGCUUAUUUUGAUAAAUUCACUGUUUUGAGACAAUUUAUUUUAAAAUAUUUAAUAUCUACUUAAAAGCUAUUUCCAAUAUGCAGAUCAAAUUUUUAAUAUUUCCACUAUUAAUGUUAUUAGGAAAUGGAUGCAAUGCAGAUUAUACGACUAAUGAAUGUUCAUUAUUGGGUUUCAAUAAAGCAAAUCUUUUGUGUUCAUCUUGUGAUCAACUUAAAAAGUUUCAACUGACAUCAUUAAGAGAACACUGUGUGAAUUGUUGUCAAAUUGAUGAAGAAAAAUCUAUUAAAGUAUAUGCAAAAGCCAGAUUGGAAGUCUGUACUUGUAAAUUUGGUGCUUAUCCUCAAAUACAAGCGUUUAUAAAAAGCGAUCGUCCCAACAAGUACCCGAACUUAACGAUCAGAUAUGUACGUGGAUUGGAUCCACUAAUUAAACUCAUGGAUAGCAGUGGAAAUGUGCAAGAGGUUUUGGCAAUUGAACGAUGGGACACCGAUACAGUGGAUGAAUUCCUGAGCACCCAUUUAGAACGCAUCGAAGAUGAUUACCGGUCAAACUUAGUGUAAACUUAACUGUUUAAAAAAUACUUUUAUUUUUGUACGUGUUUUCUUUUCAUUUAUACACACUACUACAAUUUUGUAAUGUUAAUAAUAUUCGUGUUCGAGUGUCAUAAUUAUUACACAUGAAUAGAUACGGCUGCAUACGGGCAGAGUAUCCCUUAUUUACGAGAAUUAUAUGUUAUACGAAUAAUAGAACUUCGUGUACUUUUUUUUUU
Molecule: messenger RNA, 827 nt
Organism: Rhopalosiphum maidis (corn leaf aphid)
Lineage: Eukaryota; Metazoa; Arthropoda; Insecta; Hemiptera; Aphididae
Product: selenoprotein F
Exons: 5
Coding region: 136-618 (160 amino acids)
Cellular component (GO): endoplasmic reticulum lumen
Molecular function (GO): oxidoreductase activity
Source: RefSeq, a predicted model, not a curated record